This is a messenger RNA of Exophiala oligosperma, 1160 nucleotides long. RefSeq lists its product as uncharacterized. The transcript is spliced from 2 exons. NCBI's taxonomy places the organism in Eukaryota, Fungi, Ascomycota, Eurotiomycetes, Chaetothyriales, Herpotrichiellaceae. Bases 511 to 1101 code for a protein of 196 amino acids. The record is from RefSeq and is a predicted model, not a curated record.
CCUCGGUCGUGUACGGUGAUGCCACCACCGAUUUGAUGUGUAAGGCUGCCCCCGAGGAUUCGGCCUUGAAAUUUUCUUGGGGUGUGGCAAUCACAUUCCACCCGACCGAAACCCGGUUCCUCUCUGAACCUGUCCCUGUCUACUUACCAUCGACGUCGUGGCCAGACCAUUCUGGUUUUCAGCAAGGAGGAGGUGGAGGAGGAGGAUUCAGAUUGGUUUACAUGUCAUGAUGAUGCGUUGGCGCCACACCCGAAUUUGAGAGAGACAGACUCGGACGAGCAAGGUGAGAGAGUACGAGUCGCGCUUACAAGUAUAAGAAGGUGGUAGAGAACCUCAUUCCUUCAACAUUCUCAACGCACCAAAUCCAUUCUCUCUGUUCCAGUGUCACUCGUUGUCCAACUCACCCCCAGUCAAUCGUUCACACUUCUACUCUCGUACAUCUUCCUCGCGGACCUUUGGUUUGUCACUUUCAUACACACACUCACACACGCGCACGUCCAACCACGAAAAAUGAAGUUGCUCAGUGUCAUCAUCACAUCUAUCGCUCUGGCAUCCACCACCAUCGCUGCACCAGGAGGAUGGACUCAAUGGCAGGGAGGGGCAGGUGGUGGCAGGUCUGGAAAUAACAACAACGGAAACAACAAUUGUCUCUCUCAGAACGACGCCAAUGACAUUGUCAACAAGUUCAUCAGUGUCCUCAACCACCCCGACAUCAACGCAUCCAAUGCGACCGCUCAAGCCUUGAUAGCCGACGGUUUCUUUGAAAAGAGUGACUCUAUCAAUAUGCUCGCAGGUCAUCCGGCCGGCUCGGAAUCAUUCAAAGGCAAGGCACAGUACAUCCAAGGUGUGUUGCUCACCCCGUCCAUCACCGGCAUCAACACCAACAUGGUCCUCCCGGCCGGUUGCGACAAGGUGGUCUGGCACUGGACCUUUACCGGCAUCGGCACCAGACAACUCCCCGUCAACGGCAUCAACAUCUUCGAGAUCACCGCCAAGAAACAGAUCGCAGACAUGUACGUCGAGUUCGACAACAUCGCCUGGGGCAUCGACACGGGAAUCACCGUCUACAGUCGCAACGGGACCAAGUUGCCCUUGGCUUGAAGGUCCGUGGCCUAUCAGUGACUAUCCCAAACCCCGACCAUCACGACCGGGGGGGGGGG